Exophiala oligosperma is the source of this 3941-nucleotide messenger RNA. RefSeq lists its product as uncharacterized. The record is from RefSeq and is a predicted model, not a curated record. Lineage: Eukaryota; Fungi; Ascomycota; Eurotiomycetes; Chaetothyriales; Herpotrichiellaceae. The coding region runs from base 391 to 3648 and encodes 1085 amino acids. The transcript has a single exon.
AGAUGAUGGCCCUACAAUCAGGCAGACGCACACCUAGACCACCAGAAAGACACUUUGCUUUUGCAAGUAUUCUACAGCAUCAAUUCAUGUUACCACUGUGAUAUUCUCUCUUGAUUUCCUUCAUUUCGCUGUCCUUUAUCUUCAAGGUUCUGUUCAUCUCUUCCAUCCGAUCUCUUUGGUCUUGUCGCUUCCACCGCAAUACCAAUUGACCAACUCGAGCAUUCCAGCCUUCCUGGUCGACAAGGCUUCUCCUCGAGUGAUACUCAUAAUCAAUCAGAGUGACAGAAUCCCCCAAAAUCUUCAGACAUACAUUUUAUCAUAGAAUUUACAAGUCGUACAGGCGCCUUGAGCGCCUUUGCUCCCCAAGAGAACACCUCAUAGUCCAGCAGCAUGGCCCACCAAAACGAGGUGUCUACAGGGGUAUCUUCCGACCCAGAGCUAGAGAGGGCUAUCAAUCUAUCUCUGCUUGAUCAACCCAGAACAAGACCACAAGCCGAUGGCAUCUUCGACAAAUUCUCAAACCCUUCGCCAAGUCUUCUCAUGAGCCUCAAUAAUGAAUUUUCCCCCAUCGUCGAUCCUCUCGGGGAUACAGCCAUAUACAUUGGUGUACCCGAACAAGAGCCUGGUCAGAGCGAAUCGCAAUACCAACGGAUCAUUAAGCACUUCGAUGUUGUACAUGUCGUCCACUCCAGCCUCUUAUUAGCCAUGCCGGAGACCUCGAGGUUUACCCACAACGAUCUCCUCGGCCCAUCCUCAAUACGUUCAGAAAGACGCCUGAGGAAGCUCGGUGUUCUUGACCGUCUAGAGGCGGAGCGUGGUGGACGAAAGUUUAAGUACUACAUUGAUUUGCGCCCGCCUACAGAGGAUGACGCAGCUGUAGAGGCGAUCACGAAAUUGAAUUGUACACGUGGCAUUUUGACCUGGCAUUUAUUGCAGAAGAAGUAUGACCUGUCUGAAUUACAGGUCUGUGGUCAUGAUAGUAUCCAAGAGGCCGCCUUUUCAGGGGCGACUGCGGAGGCAGCGACAGAACCAGAAACAGAGGCGAACGAUACCUCUGCGAAUCAAGAUCAUGAGGGAAAUGAUAUCACGCAGACUGACGAGCCUGGUCCAAAGAUUGGUGAAAGCUACACUCGCCUACGGCAUUACGCCGCCCUUGAACGUCUGCUUCACGCCAUCUGCGAUAAUGACCCCAAACUCGAUUCUGCUCCGAAAGUAUGGACUUUCUUCGCUGCGGCACAAUGUUUUGGCUGUGCCGAGCACCACCGUAUCGCAGGCUGGAUUACCACUUGGAUCUUCAAUUAUAACAAUGCCAAUUUCAUACAGAACAAUCCUGAGGUGGCUUAUCGAAUAGGCAUGGGCAUCAAAUCUCCCGAUCUUGUCCGAGAUUCUUUCUCAAUCUUGGUUGGGGAACGGGCUUUGCUCUAUGCUGCCGAUAAGCUGAAGCAAAACCCAACACCACGGAACUUCGUACGAAGCGUUCAUGGGCGAGAAUUUGAGGAACUUGACGACGAUGAGUCGAGUCGUAUCAGUGCCGCAGCAUUGGCGCUGAUCGAACGAGUCACCAAUGAUCUUGGCUCGCUAUGUCGAGACUUCUCCUGGCUUGAAGGCAGUAGAGAAUAUGCGAAAUUGAACGCAAUUGUCGCAGAGACCGUCGAAGAAGAAAAUGCUUUGCUAGAAGCCAAAUCCUUCCUUGAGGAUUAUGUCAGAACCGUCUUCAUCUGUUGCCUCUGUCUGGAGUACCGCAAGUCUCCAGGGCUGGAGAAGUCAAUGACACAAAAGGCUGUGUACAACUCCUGUUCGCCAUCUGAACGGAUGCUCACCAAGACUUUUUGGGUAUUAUUGUCGGAAAGUGAUCAUUUCUGCCACAUAGUCAUGGGUCCUGAAAUGCUUGUUUCCGAGAAGCCUGAAGCCACCCGCUUCAAGAAAGCGUUCGAUGCUCUUGGGCUGGACCGACCAAUAUGCCCUACAGCCAACUUGACUGGUUCUACUCUCCUCGACAUGAUCGACGCGGUGAACCGAUUUUGGCUUCAACGCUCCGACAUCACUACCCACAAAGGGAAAGAGGUGGCUCACGGUUCAUUUGAGCAUGGAUUCGGCAAAGGUUUUCCAACCGCUGAAAACUCGUCUUUACAGAAUUUUACCUUUGAAAGUCCGAAGUCCGAAUCCAGCAACUACGCACAUCCAGCUGAUCACAAUGGGUCACCAUCGAAGCGCCGUAAGACCUCAAACUUCUACGAAUCCAUCGUACCGCCAUCCUCCCCCGUCGAUGGCGAUACUUUUGGCGAUUACGCAAGCGGAACUCGGACAGACUGGGUACAGGACAAGGGGCGUGGUCAAACCGGAAGUAGUGGUGGCAUACUUCGUGGCAUACUGCACGGCAUCCCCGAUAUUGUCUUCAGACCAAAACGAGUCUCCCAGGACGAAGUUACGUCUGAUGCCAAUCCACUCCGCCAGACUCAAUUUACGGGAACAGAAUGCGAACCGCCACAGAAUUCCGGUCAACCCACACCAGCAACCGCCUUGCGCGUGGUCAAUCCCGACCAACCGGACAUCUUCCAGUUCGAUCUUCAGGAUGAACCCACGGGCAGCCGAGCCGCAGGGGGCCGACCGUCGUCCACCACGGCCGUGGCGAGCGUAUCGAGGGGUUGGCAACAUCAUUGGUCCACCGCUGCCCGCCCAGGACGCCUGUUUCCAUCCCGCCUGAGCCCCGGCGUCUGCAUCGACCGUGGCGACUUGACUCCUUGCGCCGUGGCGUUGUUUGACGAGGUGACCAUGAGCCUCGACGGUAGCGAGGUCCAAAAUGCCCUGCGCGACAGAGCCCACAUGUCCGUCAAACCCAGAGUGAUGUUGACCGAGAUCCACGAGCAAAUCAACAAACUCUCCCAUGACAGAAUCAGGCCGGCCCACCUGCUGCACCAUGGCAUCGAGCUCAGCACGAAUCUCUUCGACACCCUCGCGUGCCUGGGUCCGAACGAGUUUCGAUUCCUCCCGAUCUGGUGCCCGGACGGCAACGACGACGGGACGGGAGGAGUCUUCGACGACCGUCCGCUGAUGAAUGCGGAUCCGGCAGUGUCGUUCCCACCCGGUCAGAUUUCCAGACGAGGACACGUGGGGGCCGACGACGACUCCGAGGACGGCAGCAGAAGUUCCUUUGAAGACGUCGCGAGCGAGGCCAUCAGCACGGUCGGCAAGGCCAGUAGGCACGCGACCGAUGGUUCCUACACCGACACGGUCCAGAGUCUAGGUGACGAUGUCAAUGAUGCCGGCGAGUCUGCUGAUCCCAAUCCAAAUUCACUUUCGGGUGUCGGUUUAACCACACGUGCACGAACCCGCGCCGCCUCCGCCGCCACCACCACCACCACUACCUUCACAGCGGUCGAAGGGUUGACACGACAAGUCGCCGCCCUCCUCGAUGACGAUAAUGAUGAAUACAACAACGAUGGUAAUAUUUACGACAUGAAUGACGAUGACGACGACGAUGACGAUGGUGUACAACUUGGAUCCGAUUUCGACGACGACGACGACGACGAUGCAGACACCGUCACUGGAGGUUCUGAAACCAAUGAUCAUGACCAUGAGCAAGAACAAGAGCAAGAUCAAAACGAACGCUCUUUUGAAGAGGCAGGAUCAGAUUUUGAGAUACUCUAGCCACCGACUACAAAAACAUACAGUACAUUCCGUUUCGAUAAUCACACCCUCACCAAUUUUUUCUUUCUUUCUUUUCUUUGGCCUCGUUGAAGGGAAAAAAACCAUCAUUUAAUGUAUAACUUUUGAGCAUCCUCCUCCGGGGGUUCUAGAAUCAAAAGAUUCGAUCGUUUAUCCAAAGCGAUCAGCAUCAAGCAUCAAUCGAGGGUGGCCGGCUUUUUGAAAACUUGCUAUAUUUAUUUAUUUUUGAAACUUGUGCUACGGAGUUCAGGCUGAAUACUCCCGUAUAACUCGGU